Molecule: messenger RNA, 1228 nt
Organism: Haliotis rubra (blacklip abalone)
Lineage: Eukaryota; Metazoa; Mollusca; Gastropoda; Lepetellida; Haliotidae
Product: tumor necrosis factor ligand superfamily member 6-like
Exons: 4
Coding region: 423-965 (180 amino acids)
Biological process (GO): immune response
Cellular component (GO): membrane
Molecular function (GO): tumor necrosis factor receptor binding
Source: RefSeq, a predicted model, not a curated record
AACCUUCAACCAGGAAGUAGCUGAUAUGAUAUCAAAGCACGAGUCGGGUACAUAGAUCGAGUACACACGCUUUAACUACCCGAAUGUCAUAGUUGGGUAUUUUCGUUAUCACAGUAUGGCAGACGCGGAGCAGAGUUUUCUACCCAGGAAACCAAAACACGACAGCUCACAACGUUGGCGACGUUGUUUGUAUACGGCUGUAGCAACAUCUCUUACAUGCAGCUUAGCUUUGCUCGUUGUAUUCGUUGUGAAGAUUGGAUUCAGUUUUCGAGGUGUUGACCAUUCCGUCUCCCAAUAAAUACAUUGACAGUGGGGCAGUUUGCACUGUCUGUGACCACAUCGGACGCAGGAUCCAGUCAUCGGAGACUCUCUAUGACUUGGUUAGGACACCGGAACAUACUGUUUGUUGUCUGAAAGACGGUAUGGUAUCCUCAGUGUUUAGACAGAUAAUAGCUGACCAACAAGCUUGGAGUGAAGACAAUGCAUAUUCCGGUCAGCCUAUUCCAUCAUCCUUAAUGAAGUUACGAGAGAAUGUUACUGGAGCUCACCUGUACUUGGACCCAAACAGUUUACUUAAAGGCAGGCUGUCAUGGAUCGACCAGGACAAAUACGGAACCGCCUACCUAUCCAGAAUUCGCUACCUCAAUCAUCGCCUCAUCAUUCCAUCAGCAGGACGGUACUUUCUAUACUCACACAUCACAUUCACCAGAAAGUUCCCCGGAACUCGUGGAGGCAAGGAUUUCAUCCACAGGAUCACACGUUACCACCCGAAGCAGCCCAAAUUGGGAGAAGUUAACGUUUUGGUCAGCAAAGAUUCUUACCCACAAUUCACCACCCAAAAGUCAAGCUUUCAGUCAGCCAUCUUGAAUUUCCGGUCACAUGACCAGCUGGCUGUCCACGUGUCUGACACAGAUUCUGUUCACAGCAAUUCAAUGUACAGUUAUUUUGGUGUUGUUAAACUAUGACGAUCUGUUUUCAAAGAUUGUUGUAUCCCUCAGUGGGGCUAAGUUCUAUCGUACCGUUGGAAGUACAGCACAGGGGAUGUAUGUUUUGUCAAUUAUUCUCAGGGCAAAGACGAACUGGCGUACUUCGCUCUGACCUCACUAGAUAUACCUAGCCGCCUACCCUGAUUCCAUCAAGCUAAGUUUCCCCGGCAAAUACAUACAUUAAUAUAUUAUGUCUAUUCUACACAUGCACUAAGCUCUUAAUUCUACGUUGCCUGCUCUAU